AUGACCCCUCAGGACCGGCGUUCCCGCAGGCCCCGACCCCCCACAGCAGCUCCGCCGCCCCGCCAGGACAAGGCGCGGGCGGGCGCGGCGCAUGCGCGGUGGGGGCGCGGCGGGCCCGGCUGCUGCGGCGGGGCCAUGUCGGGCAGGAGGGUGCGCGGGCGGCGCGGCCCGGGGGCAGGGACCCGGACCCGGACCCAGACGCCGACCCCGGAGCAGCCGCGGGUGGAGCUGUCCGGCGGCUCCCCAAGGCCCAGCCGGUUCUGCCCGCAGUGCGGGCUCGCCGUGGAGCCCGCGUUCCGCUUCUGCCCGGCCUGCGGCGGGAGGCUGCCCGCGCUGCCCGAGGAGCACACCGAGCCCGCCGCGNGAGUCCAAAAACUAUUUGCUGGCACUGUACAGGAGUUCCUGUGCUCGCAGUCAGCAUCUGGAACCUGUCCACAAAAGCAAAGCUACUCCCUCAAACUUGAUGCCAAAGAUGGGAGGAUCUACAAUGAACAGAAUUUCUUCCAGCGAGCUGCGAAGACUGGAACAGUGGAGAAGUGGAAGAAGUGGCAUUCUGUGCCACUGCUGGGCAUCCCCAACUGCGUUGGCUUUGGACUGCAUGCAGACAGCUACAGGUUUUUGGUGUUCUCUGACUUGGGGCGAUCUCUUCAGUCGGUCCUGAGCGAUGGCCUGCACCUGCUGAGGGAGAAGGCGGCUUUUCAGAUUGCAAUUCGCGUGCUAGACUGCCUGGAGUACAUUCAUGAGAAUGAGUAUGUGCAUGGGGACAUCACUGCUGAGAACAUCUAUUUGAACCCAGCAGACCUCACACAGGUGACCCUCGCUGGCUAUGGCUUCGCAUUCCGGUACUGCCCCGGGGGGAAGCACGUGGCUUGGCGCGAGGGCAGCAGGACCCCUCAUGAGGGCACGGUGGAGUUCAUCAGCCUGGACAGCCAUAAGGGCACAGGACCAUCUCGACGGAGUGACUUGGAAUCUCUGGGCUAUUGUCUUCUGAAAUGGCUCUGUGGCAUUUUGCCUUGGUCUGAUGAGCUGGACAAAGUAAAAGCUGUGAUGGAACAGAAAGAAAGGUACAGAAUGGAUGUGAGAUGCCUUCUCCGACUGUGCUUCAGGCAGAGAUCCAUUCCAGAUGCCCUGGAGAGGUACCUGGAGCAGGUGAUGGCACUGGAGUAUGAGGAGAAGCCUGACUACACAGCCCUGCGGCAGCUCUUUGGGAAGCCACUGGAAAAGAUGAAAGCUUCAGCUUACGACUCAGUGGAUGUCCAAGUGGUGCCCUGAGAUCAAGGAAGAAUUCAGAGCUUUCUGCAGUGAGGCCUUUCCAAGAUAUAUUUUCACUUUUACCAGUUUUAGAUGAGAGAGGUUUUUAUAAGUGUUUUCUUCCCAUGUUAAUGUGACCCAGUGCUGAAGUUUGAGCUGCUGCUGUACCAAGUAAAUGUGAAGACACUCCUGCAUGGCAGAUCAGGGGAAGCAGUAGCUGGAGAACUGCAGUGGAGCCACUGUGAGCCGGGAAACAAAAUCAGGGAUUUUUCUCUUUUUCAUGAGAGUACAUGGUUUUGUAAUAAACUUUGUGGACAAGGACCCAA
This is a messenger RNA of Parus major (Great Tit), 1577 nucleotides long. RefSeq names its product VRK serine/threonine kinase 3 (gene VRK3). The transcript has 13 exons. The record is from RefSeq and is a predicted model, not a curated record. Gene Ontology annotation, molecular function: ATP binding; protein serine/threonine kinase activity. NCBI's taxonomy places the organism in Eukaryota, Metazoa, Chordata, Aves, Passeriformes, Paridae. Gene Ontology annotation, cellular component: cytoplasm; nucleus. Gene Ontology annotation, biological process: peptidyl-serine phosphorylation; signal transduction. The coding region runs from base 1 to 1272 and encodes 423 amino acids.